Ilex paraguariensis (yerba mate) is the source of this 718-nucleotide messenger RNA. The record is from the annotation of a GenBank genome assembly. NCBI's taxonomy places the organism in Eukaryota, Viridiplantae, Streptophyta, Magnoliopsida, Aquifoliales, Aquifoliaceae.
GGGUGUAAAGGUGAUACAAAUUUCAGUCCUAAACAGGCUUUACAUUGUCUCAUACCAUAAACCGAGGUGUUCUGUUUUUCUAAACUAUGCCUUAGCUGCUGGACUGAAAUGCAUUUUGGGGGAGGAAAUUGCUGGUGAUGAAUUAGUGAAAGUGCUACAAAUUAAGGAGAAAAUACCAAGAAGAAAGGCACUGUCAUCAUUGGAGGAGGAAGUUUUGAGUAUUCUUUCUGAGACAGGUUAUGUCAGCAAGGACGAAGUUUCUGAAACAACACCAGACUUGUUUGAGGAUGAAGACGAGGAUGAGGAAGUGGUUUUGGAUGGCGAAAUUGAUGAAGGUGAUGUUCACAUAAAGCCGGUUUCACGGAAAUCCGCCCACCUGCUGUUUUCUGAACUAGAUGUGAAGGUGGUGUUUAAGGAAGUUACAUCCAAAUUCCUACGGAGACGUAUUGUGGAGGGAGGAAAAAGAAGUGAUGGCAGGGCUUCACAUGAUAUACGACUAAUUAACUCACGAUGUGGACUACUUCCUAGAGCACAUGGAAGUACUCUUUUCACACGUGGAGAAACACAGUCAUUAGCAGUAGUUACACUUGGUGAUAAACAAAUGGCACAGAGAAUAGACAAUCUUGUAGAUGAGGAUGAUGUGAAGAGAUUCUAUCUUCAGAGGUUCGCAAAUGUGGCUUAUAGCGAGCCUCAAGGUGCAUGGUAUGAUAGCGACUGA